Sciurus carolinensis (gray squirrel) is the source of this 3406-nucleotide messenger RNA. RefSeq names its product E74 like ETS transcription factor 1 (gene Elf1). The transcript is spliced from 9 exons. Gene Ontology annotation, cellular component: nucleus. Gene Ontology annotation, biological process: regulation of transcription by RNA polymerase II; cell differentiation. The record is from RefSeq and is a predicted model, not a curated record. NCBI's taxonomy places the organism in Eukaryota, Metazoa, Chordata, Mammalia, Rodentia, Sciuridae. Gene Ontology annotation, molecular function: DNA-binding transcription factor activity, RNA polymerase II-specific; sequence-specific DNA binding. Bases 698 to 2554 code for a protein of 618 amino acids.
UCACGGAGAAGGGGCGAAAGCGCGACGGGACUUGAGCUGAAAGACAAACUUCAAGCCCGUCGCAGACCCGCCUGCUCCCUAUCCUCUCCUGGGAUCCAGAACUUCCACUCUCCUUCUAGGCUCGCUGGCUCGUGGCCAAGGAGCUCGCACGCCGCCUCCGCCCUGAACGCAAACAGCUGUUCCCAGAGACGUCGCCGCCCUCAACUUUGCCAACUAGUCCUCACGCACUUUGACCAACGGAGCAACCCGGACCUGUGGGCUGGGGGCCGUUGGCGGAGUUUAAAAAGAAAGGUGAAACGUUGAUUCUGGGACCCCGCGAGUCUCCGGCUUCGACUCAGAACUUUCCUGUGGCGCGGCUCGGCCCCGCCCCUCCCCCGCUCGGGCCGCGCGCUCUGGCAGGGCUCGUUCCCGCGCGUGGGCAGUGGUUCCGGCUAGAGUAGAGGCGGCAGCAGCGCUUACGCUUGUCAGGCCAGGAAGCUUGAGAAAAGAAAAAUUUCAGAAAAAUUGCUUCUGUUUGUUUAAAAUAUCUAUGAACCAAGAAAAACUGAAGUACCUUCCUUAAAGAUAACCUGGGUAUACGGUAAUUUCACAGACUUGACUGAGGGGUUUUACCCAAAUUUUUCACUGGACUCUACUGCCUGAUAACUUGAAUCUGUUUGGAAUUUUUCUCAUGUGGAUCUAAGGGGAAUGCUUUAUUAUGGCUGCUGUUGUCCAACAGAACGACCUUGUAUUUGAAUUUGCUAGUAACGUCAUGGAGGAUGAACAACAGCUUGGUGAUCCAGCUAUUUUUCCUGCCGUAAUUGUGGAACAUGUUCCUGGUGCUGAUAUUCUCAAUAGUUAUGCUGGUCUAGCCUGUGUGGAAGAACCCAAUGAUAUGAUUACUGAGAGCUCACUGGAUGUUGCUGAAGAAGAAAUUAUAGAUGACGAUGAUGAUGACAUCACCCUUACAGUUGAAGCUUCUUGUCAUAAUGGGGAUGAAACAAUUGAAACUAUUGAGGCUGCUGAGGCACUUCUCAAUAUGGAUUCCCCUGGCCCUAUACUGGACGAAAAACGAAUAAAUAAUAAUAUAUUUAGUUCUUCUGAAGAUGACAUUGUUGUUGCCCCAAUUACCCAUGUAUCAGUCACAUUAGAUGGGAUUCCUGAAGUUAUGGAAACUCAACAGGUGCAAGAGACAUAUGCAGACUCACCAGAAGCCUCCUCACCAGAACAGCCUAAAAGAAAGAAAGGGAGGAAAACUAAACCACCACGACCAGAUUCCCCAGCUUCUACACCAAAUAUAUCUGUGAAGAAGAAAAAUAAAGAUGGGAAAGGAAAUACAAUUUAUCUUUGGGAAUUUUUACUGGCCCUACUCCAGGACAAAGCUACUUGUCCUAAAUACAUCAAAUGGACUCAACGAGAAAAAGGCAUUUUUAAACUGGUAGAUUCUAAAGCGGUAUCCAGGUUGUGGGGAAAACACAAAAACAAACCUGAUAUGAAUUAUGAGACCAUGGGAAGAGCACUCAGGUACUAUUACCAAAGGGGUAUUCUUGCAAAAGUGGAAGGUCAGCGCUUGGUAUAUCAGUUUAAAGAAAUGCCAAAAGAUCUUAUAUAUAUAGAUGAUGAGGAUCCAAGUUCCAGCAUAGAGUCUUCAGAUCCAUCACUUUCUUCAACGACCACUUCAAGUAGGAAUCAAGCAAGCCGAUCAAGAGUAUCUUCAAGUCCAGGGAUAAAAGGAGCCACUACAGUUCUAAAAGCAGGGAAUUCUAAAGCUACAAAACCCAAAGAUCCUGUAGAAGUUACACAGCCAUCAGAAGUUUUGAGGACAAUGCAGCCCUCACAGUCUCCAUAUCCUACCCAGCUCUUCCGGACUGUUCACGUAGUACAGCCAGUACAAGCUGUCCCAGAAGGAGAAGCAACCAUAACCAAUAGCAUGCAGGAGGAAACAUUAAAUUCCUCUGUUCAGAAUAUUAGGACUCUACAGGCUCCAACCCAAGUUCCAGUGGUUGUGUCUCCUGGGAAUCAGCAGUUGCACACAGUAACACUCCAAACAGUGCCACUCACAACAGUAAUAGCCAGCACAGAUCCAUCAGCUGGUGCUGGAUCUCAGAAAUUUAUUUUACAAGCUAUUCCGUCAUCACAGUCCAUGACAGUACUGAAAGAAAAUGUCGUGCUACCAUCCCAGAAGGCAGGCUCUCCUCCUUCAAUUGUCUUUAGCCCUGCCCAUGUACAACAGGUUCUUACUAGCAAUGUUCAGUCCAUUUGUAAUGGAACCGUCAGUAUGACUUCAUCCCCAAACUUCAGUGCUACUACACCUGUGGUGACCUUUUCUCCUCGAAGUUCACAACUAGUUGCUCACCCUCCUGGCACUGUAAUUACUUCAGUCAUCAAAGCUCAAGAGACAAAAACUCUUAUACAGGAGGUAGAAAAGAAGGAGACUGAAGAUCAUUUGAAGGAAGACACUGAGAAAACUGCGCAACAGCCACAGCCUUAUGUGAUGGUGGUAUCCAGUACCAAUGGAUUUACCUCUAAGGUAGCUGUGAAACAAAAUGAACUGCUGGAACCUAACUCUCUUUAAAUAAUAUACCAAAGGAUUUAUGGAUGAUUUGUUUUAUAAUGAACUCAUUUUCAGUUGUCUGUAAACUAUCUAAUUCUAAGAUAAAUCUAGAGGUUCCUAAUUUUCCAAUUGUUAAAAAUAAUUGAGUUAAUUUUGAUAUUAUUAGUUAAGGGAGUAAAACGCAGUGUUUCUCUUUAUUCUCCAAAUGUUUCAGAAUUCAAUGUGAAGGAACAGCAUUUUAUACUAUGAAGACAUCCUUUUGAGAUUUUUUUUUCAAUUGUUAUACCAUAAACAUUUUUAAAGUUUCUUUUCUAAUUUUACAUUGUAUUAGCUGUUUUGAUUCUUUUGUAAAUAUAAUACUUAAAUACAAGACAACAGGAAAUUUAUAUAGGAAAUAUUUCCAUUCCACUUGUAUAAGUUAAGUCUUGACUCUGAAAUGCAAGAAACUUAUUCUUUGUUAAAAUUAUGUCUCUUAGAUUGACUAUAGUUGGUUGUACUGUAUAACAAACUAUGAACAUGGAAAGUAACAUUAAAAAUUGAAAUAUGCCCAUGAUAUGACUCAGCCAGUUUCAACAGAAUAGUAUAAAAUAUCAUCCUAAGAAUGGUUCUCCUACUAAUUAGCUGUGUAAUCUUGGGCAAACCACUUGAUUGUUUUGAGGCCUCAGUUUUCAUAAAAGUGAGGGAUGCAUAGGGCUAAAUGAUCUUCAGUUUCCCUUCUAGUUUUAAAUUUUAUGAUUCAAACACCUAUAUUUUAAAAUUAUAAUUAAAACAUCAGGUUAUUCCCUAAAGCAAAUAUAGCUUAAAUGUUAUAGAAAAAUAAGUGAUCCCUACAUAAUUCAUUCUUCUAUUAUCAAUAAAAUAUGCCAUCCAUUC